Molecule: messenger RNA, 6980 nt
Organism: Thamnophis elegans (Western terrestrial garter snake)
Lineage: Eukaryota; Metazoa; Chordata; Lepidosauria; Squamata; Natricidae
Gene: LNX2
Product: ligand of numb-protein X 2
Exons: 10
Coding region: 180-2240 (686 amino acids)
Molecular function (GO): protein binding; ubiquitin-protein transferase activity
Source: RefSeq, a predicted model, not a curated record
GCUGCUCGGCGUCAGUCUCCUACGGUACUGCCCCUCGCUCGGAGCACGAUGCCUGGGAUCGUGCAGUGAAACCUGGAGCUUUGCGCUCCUAACCCGGCAAGGAGAAAUGACUCUUUACUAAAGGACUUUUACAAGCAAGAUCUCUACUGAAAAAAAGAACUGAUCCAGUUGACCGUAUAAUGGGCACCUCGAACGAAGAGAUGGUCUCAGCGGAGCAGAACCUGAAUCCACUCUGCUUUGAAUGCGGCCAGCAGCACUGGACAAGAGAGAACCACUUGUACAAUUAUCAGAACGAGGUGGACGAUGAUUUGGUUUGCCAUAUUUGCCUUCAACCCUUGCUACAGCCAUUAGACACACCUUGUGGUCACACAUUCUGCUAUAAGUGCCUACGAAACUUUUUGCAAGAGAAGGAUUUCUGUCCCUUAGACCGCAAAAGGCUCCAUUUUAAAUUGUGCAAAAAAUCUAGCAUCCUUGUUCACAAACUGCUCGACAAGCUCUUGGUGCUGUGUCCCUUUUCUUCAGUAUGCGCAGAGGUCAUGCAGAGAUGUGAUCUGGAAGCACACCUGAAAAACAGGUGUGCUGGGGCUUCCAAUCGAAGGGCUGCCUUGGAGAGAAGGAUGAACAGCAAGUUGCAGGCAGCCACUGAAAGUGAAAAUGAGAACGCCAUGAUCGAUCGCCUGGACUCCCACUCACCUGAAGCAGAGCACGCUGGCACUGGGAUGACAUCAGUGGAGCAGAACAUGACGUCCGCGACAGUUUCGGUGUGGACAGAUGAGUCUGGAGUUGAUAACCCUGCUUUUGAGGAGAACAUAGGAAUGGAGACAAUCCAUCAGCCAUCAAGUUUACCGGAAGGUGAGAUCACCACCAUUGAAAUUCAUCGGUCCAAUCCUUAUAUUGAAUUGGGAAUUAGCAUAGUGGGUGGCAAUGAAACACCUUUGAUCAACAUUGUUAUUCAAGAGGUUUAUCGUGAUGGGAUCAUUGCCAGAGAUGGAAGGCUCCUUGCUGGAGAUCAAAUACUGCAGGUGAAUAACUUUGACAUCAGUAACGUGUCUCACAACCAUGCCAGGGCCAUCCUUUCCCAGCCCUGUACAUCGCUGCAUCUCACUGUCCUCCGAGAGAGACGAUUUGUAAGCCGAACACACAAUCAUAGCGAUAGCCCUUCCCAGCGAGAGGAUAGCUUCCAUCUGACCUUACACAAGCGAGACUCCAGCGAGCAGCUUGGCAUUAAGCUGGUGCGCAGAACAGAUGAGCCAGGAGUAUUUAUUCUGGACCUGCUGGAAGGGGGGUUGGCUGCUCAGGAUGGCCGACUCUGUAGCAACGACAAAGUGUUGGCUAUCAAUGGACAUGACCUGAAGCAUGGCACACCUGAACUGGCUGCUCAUAUUAUCCAGGCCAGUGGCGAGAGGGUGAACUUAACCAUUUCCAGGCCCACCAAGUCCCAAAUUGUAAGCAUUCUCAGAGAUGGAGGAACCCAUCUCACCAGUCAUCAUCAAUCCUAUCAGCUAUAUCACAGCAACAGGCCAAGCCCACAUAAGGAUCUCUCACAAUGUGUGACUUGCCAAGAGAAGCAUAUCACAGUGAAGAAGGAGCCCCAUGAGUCCCUUGGCAUGACAGUAGCAGGAGGUCGAGGCAGCAAAAGUGGGGAAUUGCCAAUAUUUGUUACAAGUGUACAACCUCACGGCUGUUUGGCAAGAGAUGGCAGGAUCAAAAGAGGUGACGUGUUGAUGAAUAUUAAUGGCAUUGAUCUGACCAAUCUGAGUCACAGCGAAGCUGUGGCUAUGCUCAAAGCCAGUGCUGCUUCCUCGGUCGUUGCUCUGAAGGCUCUAGAGGUCCAGAUUGCAGAAGAGCAGCCCCAGGCCAAUGAUGAGCAGCCGAGCACCAUCAGUGAGAAUGAAUAUGAUGCUAGCUGGUCCCCUUCUUGGGUUAUGUGGUUAGGACUUCCAAGCUGCCUGCAUAGUUACCAUGACGUUGUGCUAAGAAGGAGUAAUCUAGCCAGCUGGGGAUUUAGCAUUGUUGGUGGCUAUGAGGAAAAUCACACAAACCAGCCUUUCUUCAUUAAAACAAUUGUUAUAGGGACACCAGCAUAUUUUGAUGGAAGACUCAAAUGUGGUGAUAUGAUUGUUGCUGUCAAUGGACUUUCAACCAUGGGUAUGAGCCAUUCAGCGCUGGUUCCUAUGUUAAAGGAACAGAGAAAUAAAGUAACAUUGACUGUUAUCUGCUGGCCAGGAAGUCUUGUAUAACGUGCAAAGAACAUAUACAUUGGUUGAAGCAGCUUUUUUUUUUUUUUAAAUAGCUGGCUCGACUUUUUCAGGCAAAGCUGUGUCUCCCCACUCCCCCUUUUCUACUACUGCAGCUGGUAUUAAGCUGGGCCAAACAAUUGCUACCUUCAUAUUUGACAAAUGUGUGUAAACAGGGGGUGCGUGGGAAAGGAAGAUUUUUUUAAAACUAUACUAUGAUGUUCUUCCCAUCCUAAAGUAGACAUUUCUAUCGAGUUUUGUUUAUUAUUAUUUUGUUCAUUCCUCAUUGUUAUGUCAUUGCAGUAUCCAUGUGCAUAUACUUCAGUUUCUUGGUUGGCUUAAGGAGGUCAGCCUAGUCCAACAAUUGUUAUGGGGGCAGGACUGAACUGAGCCCUGGUGCCAACGUACUGGCAUGUUAGCUACCUGCUAGGCCGAUCUCUGCAUUGUUAAACCCAGGUGCAAAUGUAUAACCUGGAGACCGCAGGUUAAUGACAAAUGACACGAAAGGCCUUCUGCAUAAGAGAUGGUUAUCCUGUAAGCUGCUUCCUAUUUAGGCUUUCAGCUUUGCCCACGGAAGGCACACCUGGAACCCUUAGUUUCAAUUGUUAAAAUGUGUUGCUGCGUUAAGAUUUCAUAGAUUAACGGUCUACCUAUUUUUCCUUACAUUUCGGUAUUCUUCCGUUUAUAUGAGAGCCUGAGCAAUUCUUUGUGCUAUGACUGCCACAGAGAAGCUGCAGGAAGUAAUUCUAGGUAGCACAUGCUCCAUAUAAUAGUCUUAACCCAUAAGAAGGCCCAUUGCCCCAAGGUUACAGUUGGUUUUCCUAUUAUCAAAUGCAUCGGGCAGCAGGGAGUGGUGGAAAGAAAGAAAAUGGUUGUCGGCCAUUGCCCAACAGAAGUAUUUAUGGCAUCGUAAUUAUAAUGUACCAAUUUGUCCCUGGCUACAUGUAAUCAGCAAGCCCAUGUUUCACGUGAAGCAUGAGAGUAGCUUGUAAGAACCCCUGGUAGCAUAAAUAGUUGCCCCCAAGGCUGAAACUGCAAUCAGUAUUAUUAUCUAAGGCAUGCACUGAUGCAUGACCAACCUAUGAAAGCGGCAUCAAAUGCAGAGCAGUGCUUUGCUUAUAGGCAGGUAUCUUUUGUGAUAAUUCCAAACCCUGUAAUCUGAAUAAAUUAUGAGAACUUGCCAUUAUGUCUGCAUUUUCUGUUUUGCAUAAUUUAUUCCUCCAUUAAGUCUUCAUUGUGUAUUUGCAUUAUCAUUGGACAAGGCAUAGGGUACAAUGGAGCUUCUGCCACAGGAAGCUUGGCUCACCCAUUCCCCGGCUUUCAAGAUUCAUGAAACAAUAGGGCAGGAAGGGACUUUGGAAGCUAGUCUUCUAGGCCUAACUAGAAUGAAUAACCAACUGUUGUUGAGAACCUCUAGAGUUGGAGCACUCACAACUCCAGGAAUCAGGAUAUUCUUCCUAAUUUUAAAUUUGGAUCUCUCUUUGUGAAGCUUCCAGCUUUUAGCUCUUGUCCCAUCCUCUGGCACUGCAAGGUAUAAAUGUAUAUCCUCUUCCCUAUGUUAGCCCUUCUGGCAUUGUACAUUUUUGUGUCUCUCCUUAACUUUAUCUUCUUUAGGAGAAACAUCCCUUAUCCUUUUAAUUGUUCUUGAUAGGAUUUAAUUGCCAAACCCCUCAUCAUCUCUUGUUCUUUGCUGCCUUCUUUUCAAUUCUUGUAGAGUGGCAGCCAAUCCAGAUACAUUAUUCUAGUUGUAAUCUGAUCAGGGCCAGCCCAUGAUAGAACUGUCUUUUCCCACAAUCUCAAGACUAAACCUCUGUUGAUGCAGCCUAAGGUGGCAUUGACUCUUUGGGCAGUUGCCGCAGUACAUUGUUGGCUCUUACUUAAUCUGUGGUCUACUAGGAUACCCAGAUCCUUCUCACCAAUACUACUUUCAAAGCAAAUACCACCAGUAUUGUAUUUGUGCAUUUGGUUCUUCUUCUCCUUAAUUGCAGAACCUUACAUUUCUGAACAUUGAACUGAAUUUCAUUAAAAGGGCUCAAUAUACAAAUCAAUACCCUUUGACCCUUGAGCUGGUCUUCUAAUGUAUUACCAAUCUCUCCUCUCGGCUUUGUGUCAUCUGCAAAUCUGCUUAGCAUCCGUUCUAUGGCUUGCCCAAGUCAUUUGUAACAAUGCUGAAGAACGCUAGGUCCAGAAUAGAAUUCUGAAGCACCUUGGUCUACUAGGGACCAUGAAUUGGGUACUGUUGUUCAACCAACAGUGAAUCCAUCUGAUAAUAGUGCCAUCGCACUCCAGAACAGUUCUAGUUUAUGUAAAAGAAAGCCAGGGUCAACUAUAUCAGACAGGGGAGCAUUGCACCAAAUAUAUUUCUUUUACCAUAAGCUCCAGAUUUUUUUAAAGUAAAAGAUUGUAGUGAUGAAUGAAAGUGAAGGUACAGAAUGUAUAAUGGCUCUUCAUGAAGUGUAUACAAGUAGAUAUAAUAUAAAGUCUUUCAAAAGAGUGAUGCUUUAAGAAAAUCUAUAUAUAAUUUUAUUUGCCUAUUACAGUUCUUGGGAAAUGGUCGUUUAGAUCCUGCCACUUCUCUCUUUCAUUAAGGAGAUUUAGUAGUAGAAACCUAGCUACUUAAGGUGUAUGAUUUGUAGACUCCAUAGUCCCGUUUAAAAGAGCAUAUAUUUAUGUGCGUCUCAAUAUUCCUAAUCCCUACAAAAUGUAUUUGAACUUCUUUCCAUCCCGACUGUGUUCACUGAGUAGGACCAAAGCCUACUUUUUAAAAAAAAGAAAAUGGAACUGCAAUAAUUGGAUUAUUUUUUGAAUAUUUCGUGUAUAAAGGGGGUUGUACCCUUCAAUAAAAUGUAAUGUGGGUAUGAUAACAGUGCUGGCAACAGUAACAAAAAUUAAUUGGGGGCGACAUUAGUUUGAUCUGCAAUAUUAACAUGCAUUGAUAAUUGCUGUCCAAAGUGAAUGUUUUGCUAUGUAAAAAAAAUGUUUUUCUAAAAACCAUUUUUACACUUUAUACUGCAGCUAAUUGUAGCUUUCUUGUGUGUCUUAUAUGCAAAAGCUGAGAAAUAAUUUAGACAAGGGAAAAACUAUCACUAGGAGUGCUGUGUUGCAAUUUCAAGAAGUCUAAUGGGGUGAAGGAACCCGACACCCAUAACUGGGAGAAAGAAUGGUAUUUUCCCUCAUUAUUUUUGUCUCCUGAUAAAAGCCCAGAUGCCUUUACCUAAAAUGCCGAAACAACCUAUGUUGUUUAUGUAGUUGUUUCCUUAAUUAUUUACCUUCUCUGAGCUGAGGACAGCUAGUUUGUUUUAUACACAGAUUCACACUUACAUUCUAAGAUAAACUUCUACCAUAGGUAGUUGGACAAUAUGGACAUGCUUUUGUGAAGCACUGAAUGUUGGCUUUCAAAUGAAUUCAGAUUUCCUCUGCGAAAGUCAUUUGGCCUACUUGAAAGUAGUCUAAUUCAUAAUGGUUAAGUAUGUUUAGAAUGAUCUGUGUAUUAUAAUGCUAGUAUUACUUAUCUGAGAAUGUAUUUUAUCCUCAUAUCUAUUUAAUAUGGGCAUGCAUUUUUCCUGCUUCUCUUCACUCCCAUAUUUGAGACAUUCUAAUAUAAAAUAAUAUGGCAUGUCUUUUUGAGUUCUUUGCUCUAAAGAAAGCAGUCAGACUUUGAUAUAUUUUUAAAAAAACCAACACAACAAAUAUGAUUUUACUUCUGUCCUGUGCAAUGCUAAAUCUUAUGCUUUCACACUGUAGAGCCAUACGGUAUUGCUGUGUUUAAUAAUAUCCAUCAAGGAUGGGAAUUUAUUCAGCGCAGUCAGAACUGCAGUGAAAAUUCCCAUUUGUGCACAGACCAAAGUCCAAAGAACUUCCUGGGGUUGCAUAAGGAAUGUUGUAUCUUCAUGGAUUUUUUUCUGUCUCUGAUGCUAUAUUGCAUGUUGCGUUUGGAAUUCUCUGUUUCCAAAGCAAUUGAUGUGAUACAUAGGAGGAGAUCCCACCAUUGCAAAACUUUUUACAUUCUAGAAGGUUAUUGCUACUGUGUAUGUAGCCUUCCAUAUUUGGUGUAAUAAAAUGCCCCCCCCCUUCGUAAAGAAUCCCAUUGUGAAAUCCCUUGAAGAUGGGAUACACUUCAGGAGCCAGCAGCCACAGCAGUCAGGAUUAUGAAGAGAGAAAUAUGGCUGUGGUAAGAAGAUAUCACUGUAAAAUAGAGAGCUAAUGAUGAUGUACCAUCAUUAUGGGCACAUUCAAAAUAGAAAGAUUGAAGGGUAAGCCUUAAUGUUUGUCCAAUAAUAAGCAACUAUUUUCCCUUCCUUGAGUGAAUGAUGGGAUAUAUUUUUUCUGUUUUAACUGUGUAAACAAAGCUUUGCAUUUUACUGCAAGUUACCCUAAAGGCUAAUGAGGAACAUAGUUGUUCUGUAUUCAGCACAUGCCAUUUGGAAUUAGGCCAUUGCACUGAAUGCUCAGGCGAAACCAUUAUCUCAUGCAGUGGCAAAGAGUACCAUAGACUUUGUGCUAGGAUUUUGUACUAUCGAUUACCAUCUCUAUUAAUAGAAGCUGGUACCAGGUGGGUUCUCUUAUCCUUGCCCUAUUUUUUUUUUUGCUGACAUGUUAUUUCAAUUUCUUUAUUAUUCUCAUGUAUAUCAUUGGGUUGAUUCUUUAGUGCCUUCUGUCUUAAACUAUACCAUACAGUGAAUUCCAGUGCUGUGGUAUUAACUGAAGGAUAAGAGAAAAAUAAAAAUGAGUUUUUCUUUUGCA